Molecule: messenger RNA, 1578 nt
Organism: Amphibalanus amphitrite
Lineage: Eukaryota; Metazoa; Arthropoda; Thecostraca; Balanomorpha; Balanidae
Product: complement C1q tumor necrosis factor-related protein 4-like
Exons: 7
Coding region: 75-1160 (361 amino acids)
Molecular function (GO): protein binding
Source: RefSeq, a predicted model, not a curated record
GAACGGCGUCGACCAGCACGCGGUUAGGACGGGCUCCGGUGGGAUCCCGACCAGCACCAACGGCCUUCAACGCCAUGGAUGCCUACGGCGCUCUUUUGCGGCUGCUGCUGCUGCUCUCCGCUUACCGGCCGGCCCUUACCAUCGGCUACCCGUCGCCCUGUGGCGACCCGGCGCCAAAUGACCUCGGGUCAGGUCGCGGACCGGACCUGGAACGACCUCCGACGGUGGCCUUUCUGCUCACCAGUGGCAUACCGUCCUCCCAGCCGGGGCUGCUCGGCUUCCAGAGAACGGUCACCAGCGUCAACGCCCGCAUCGAGCAAGAAUACGGCUCCUUUAUCACUGAGCUGCCGGGACUCUACCUGUUCACCUUCACAGCGGUCUCGGACAGUAAAAGCCACUUCAGGAUUGCUCUGAGGCGAAACCUGCAGACGGUGGUGACGGCAUUCGCAGAGCGCUCCGGCUACCAGUCGGCCUCGCAGAGCGCUCUGAUACAGCUCAGCGCCGACGACGUCGUCUACCUGCAGGUAGAGGAGGGUUGCAUAUUCGAGUCGAGCACCCCGGACCAGACAUACACGUCUUUUAGCGGUAUGCUGGUGGCGCCCUCUGCGGACCCCUGGACACUGGGUGAGCGUCCGCCGCUGCCAACACCAGGGGGCACUGGAGAGCUGCGACCGCCCUUCCCAGCCGCAGGAUUUGCGGCCAGGCCUGGCGCUCCGAGCGGGCUGCGACCGGCCGGAGGGUUUCGCUGGCCGCCGAUGGGGACGACCCUCGGACCCUCAUCGGGGCGACCUGACCUGACCCACGGCGCCGGAGGGCAGGAAGUCGCGCCGCCGGGGCUGCUGCCGCCUCAGGUGACUGCCGGAGGCGAGGACCGGGUGGAUUUUCUGCCUCUGUCUGCUGUCGGUACUCAGAAGGUCCCGUCGCCGCCGCUGCCUCCCUCUGAGGGAGAGGAUGCCGUGCCAGACGGGUCGGAUGGCCCGACACCGGGAGACGGCCGUCCACCGGGCGUGAGGAGGCUGUUCCCACUACCUCCCCACAGCGACACCAGUGACCUGGCCGAGUCGCCUCCGGAGCGGCCAAUGAGGUUCCCGGAUGGUUAUGACGUCAGCUCGGGGCCAUGCUGCGGUGGCACGGUCCCGAAGGCCGGCCGACUCGGCUGAGCUUCGCCAACACCCGACGGCAGCCAGCUGAAUCGGACAGGAGCAGCCGCCGACACCCGACGGCAGCCAGCUGAAUCGGACAGGAGCGGCCGCCGAUACCCGACCACAGCCAGCUGAAUCGGACAGGAGCGGCCGCCGAUACCCGACGGCAGCCAGCUGAAUCGGACAGCCAGCGGCCACCGAUACCCGACGGCAGCCGGCUGAAUCGGACAGGAGCGGCCGCCGAUAACAUCAUCCGAUUCGUGCAUUAUGACAGAAGUGAGCGAUAUGAAACGGGUCUUGGGAGUUGGGAUACUUCGUGUCGUGGACGUGCGUUUUGUGCGAGUUGCCAAUCAUUGCACCGCAUGGGUGCAAGCCUAUGCUUUAUAGUUGCACGGAUUUGUUUAACUUCAUGAAUAUAACAUUUCAAUAUUCAAUG